Scaptodrosophila lebanonensis is the source of this 420-nucleotide messenger RNA. Its product is annotated as histone H1-like. NCBI's taxonomy places the organism in Eukaryota, Metazoa, Arthropoda, Insecta, Diptera, Drosophilidae. Bases 1 to 420 code for a protein of 139 amino acids. The record is from RefSeq and is a predicted model, not a curated record. The transcript is spliced from 2 exons.
AUGUCUGAUUCUAUCGUUGCUGUUACAUCGGCCGCCUCUCCUAUUGCCAUUGCACAAGCGGAGAAAAAGGUCACUGUCAAGAAGGCAACUGCCGCCAAAUCGAAAAAAGCUACAGCUCCACCAUCACAUCCGCCAACCCAGCAAAUGGUCGACGCGUCAAUCAAGAAUUUGAAGGAGCGCGAGCCAAAGCCAAAAGUCAGUUCCGUCGAGAAAAGUAAGGCAAAAGACGCAAAGAAAAGUGGUACAGUUAAGGCAAAAUCAACUACAUCGAAGCCUAAAUCGAGUGCUGUAAAACCAAAAACUCCAAAGGCCAAAACUACUACUACUAGUGCCAAGCCAAAGACGACAGCAUCGGCACCGAAAAAACCAAAGGCUGCAGCUUCCGCCAAAAAGGCAAAGACAGCAGUAGUCAAGAAAUGA